CCUCCACCCUUUAAACAGUGAACAACCACUACUUCGUCAACAAAAGCAACAUGUUCAAAUACAUCACUUUCAUCGCUUUCUUCGCCAUCGCCACCGCCGCUCCUGGUUUCAUCGCACAACCCGUUGUGGCCAAAGUGGGUUCUGUAGUGCACAGCGUUCCAACUGCCGUCUCCCAUCAGAGCAUCACUCAAGUGCAUAACAAUGGCCAUAUUGUAACACCCGUUUUGAAGACUGUGACUCCAGUCGUACAUGCUGCUCCAGUGGUUCCAGUUGUUAAGGCUGUUGCGCCCAUUGUUCCCGUAGUAAAGACCUAUUCGGUUCCUGUGGUGAAAACGUACUCGGCUCCAGUAGUUCAUAAUGUUCCAGUUGUGAAGACUGUUGCUCCCGUUGUACCUGUUGUGAAGUCCUACUCCGCUCCAGUCGUUCAUCAUGUUCCAGUGGUGAAGUCUGUUGUUGCUCCCGUGGUGCCAGUCGUCCAUGCUGCACCUGUUGUAAAAUCAGUUUUUGCUGCCCCAGUUGCCCAUGUUGUUCAUCAUUAA
Molecule: messenger RNA, 539 nt
Organism: Anastrepha ludens (Mexican fruit fly)
Lineage: Eukaryota; Metazoa; Arthropoda; Insecta; Diptera; Tephritidae
Product: calphotin-like
Exons: 2
Coding region: 51-539 (162 amino acids)
Source: RefSeq, a predicted model, not a curated record